Molecule: messenger RNA, 1028 nt
Organism: Melanotaenia boesemani (Boeseman's rainbowfish)
Lineage: Eukaryota; Metazoa; Chordata; Actinopteri; Atheriniformes; Melanotaeniidae
Gene: dbx2
Product: developing brain homeobox 2
Exons: 4
Coding region: 1-735 (244 amino acids)
Biological process (GO): regulation of transcription by RNA polymerase II
Molecular function (GO): DNA binding; DNA-binding transcription factor activity, RNA polymerase II-specific
Source: RefSeq, a predicted model, not a curated record
AUGGUCUCAGUUCAGAGCUGCACCAGGAGGAAUAUGGCUGGCUUCCCUCUUGCUUUACCAGGCUUUGGGAGCUCAGGAAAGAGCUUUCUUAUUGACAAUCUGCUGAAGUCUCAGACACCUCCGGUCCAUACAGAAGGAGCAGCAAGUGUCCACCUGAGACGAGUAGCAUGUGAACUCCCAAGAGGAACCUGGAUCCAUGAGCAUGGAGCACAACAAAGUCUGACCCAAGGUCUACAACAGGUGAAAGAUGCAAGAAGGUCACUUCUGCCAGGCUCAGGUGUGCUGAGCAGUGUUUUCCUUCAGAGCCCGCAGUAUGUGCUGGCGUGCUGCGGUGGGUCCAGCCCCCCUUCUGUCUUCUCCAAGGGAGCAAAUGCUCAAAUGUGGCCUGUUAACAUGAGUCCGAAAUCACGUAGAGGGAUCCUCAGGAGGGCUGUGUUCUCUGAAGAACAAAGGAAGGAGCUGGAGAGAACUUUUCGCAGACAGAAGUACAUCAGCAAAACAGACAGAAAUAAACUGGCAGCUGACCUCUGUCUCAAAGAGUCACAGGUUAAGAUCUGGUUUCAGAACCGACGUAUGAAGUGGAGAAAUUGCAAGGAAAAGGAGGUUCAAAACAUCCGGUCCCCAAUGGAUGAGCUAAUGGCCAGAGGCCUCGCUCAGGAAGAGGAACCGUCACACAAUCACACUAAUGCAAAAACAGAGAGUUCAACUCCACAGAAGGGUACCAUGGACACAUGAGGGUCCAUCAUGAGAUGAUGCUAAACCAGUGACUUUCUGUGAACUCUCAACACAGAAAAGAUGUUAGAAAUGUAUGAAUGGAAUACGUUGUCUGUGUGGACUAAUACUGAUGACACAAAAUUGCCUUUAAGUCCAUAUCAUGUCUUGUUGCAUAGUUAUAAAUGUAAUUAGAGUCAACUGCUUCAUAAGUCAUUUUAUAACAUUACACUCACUUCAGUAAGCAAUUUCACGGUUAUUACUCUGUCCAAUCUUUCCAAGAAAGAUUCCCAUGCUUCGAUUGUAAUUGCAAUCAC